UCUCGACCCGUGACGCGCGCGGCGCACCGGGCGGCGCCGCUUUAGUUGUUCGCCAUCGUGUCUCAGCAGCGCCGCGCAGCAUCGUCUUGUGCCGACACCUGGGCUCACAACUGCUUCAAAAUAAAGUCAUGGCUGACGACGAGGUGACCCCAGAGCAGCUAGCUGCCAUGGCAGCUGAAAACGAGGACUGCACUGAGCAAGUCAACUACAAGGCUCCUGCGAAGAAGAGCGUGCAAGAGAUCCAUGAGUUGGACAAGGACGACGAGAGCCUCCGCAAAUAUAAGGAAACAUUGCUGGGCCGCAAUGACUUUGAAAUUGACCCCAACGCUCCGAUGGUCCAGGUCACCCAGAUGUCUCUCAUUUGUGAAACCGCCCCAAAUCCCCUGGUGCUGGACCUCACAGGUGACUUGGAAGGCUUCAAGUCGCAGGCUUUUGUGCUGAAGGAGGGUGUGGAGUACAAGAUCAAGAUCAGCUUCAAGGUGAACCGGGAGAUCGUGUCUGGACUGAAGUACGUGCAGCAGACCUACAGGAAAGGCAUGAGGAUUGACAAGUCCGAGUACAUGGUGGGCAGCUACUGCGCCCGUGCCGACGAGUACGACUUCCUGACCACUGCCGAGGAGGCGCCCACGGGUCUCCUUGCUCGAGGGAACUACGUCAUCAAAUCCAAGUUCACCGACGACGACAAGCACGACCACCUGACCUGGGAGUGGAACCUGAACAUCAAAAAAGACUGGACAGAAUAGAGGAGCUCUGCAGCGCCCCCUCCCUGCACACCAUGUCUGCCUUCUUGGUUUCUUCCGUCUCCUGCUCCCGUCUCCACGCCGUCUUCUCAGCUCCGUCAGCAGCAGCAGCAGCUCCUCCUGAGCCGCUGCAAGAGCUCCGCCCUCCACACAGUGUCUUCCUGUCCUGCUCUCAAGCAACUGUACAAUCAGCUUUUUUUUUAUCUGGAUUGUCCUCUGAGCGUGUGAGCCCUCACCGCGGCCCUCGUCCAUCUCUCUCUCUCUCUCUGUAGCGUAGCCCGGUCGCUCCUUCCUGAGUGGCUCCAUGUUGUCGCCCCCCACCCGCCCUCAAGCUUAGUUGAGCAUGAGCUCUGGAGGGAGGCGACACCUGGUGGUCCUGGUGGACCGCAGCAGAGGAGAGCUGGGCUGAAGCUGCCGCCGCCGCCGCCUUCAUCUGCUGACUAGUCUGUCGCCGUCCUGUAGCCCUGUUGAUGCGACGACCACACACACACACACACACAGGAGCCUUUUGUUGUGAGUUUCCAUGAUGAAUGUUCAAACAGCCCAAACUGAAAAGAACGAGGCCUUAAAACAAACGAUGGUCGAUGGCAGGAAUUGUAUCUGUUGUAUUGUCAUGUUUGUUCCUCGCCUUCCCCCUUCGCCCUCCUCCGGUUCCCACGUGGAGGGGUCCGGACCUGGACUCACCUGGACCUUCCAUAUCAGCCUCCCUCCGAGCCAGUCUGCAGGGCCCGGCUGCACGUCCUCUGAAGUCAGCUGGAUGGAUGUGUCCACCCCCCCCCUCACAUUGUACAGGUCAUGUGACAGGGCUGGCUUGCUGGUUGGUUGUGUCAUGUCAUUCGUGAUUGCUCUUCUGUCUUAAAAGACUUUUGCUCA
Synchiropus splendidus (mandarinfish) is the source of this 1613-nucleotide messenger RNA. RefSeq names its product rho GDP-dissociation inhibitor 1-like. Gene Ontology annotation, biological process: Rho protein signal transduction. The record is from RefSeq and is a predicted model, not a curated record. NCBI's taxonomy places the organism in Eukaryota, Metazoa, Chordata, Actinopteri, Syngnathiformes, Callionymidae. Gene Ontology annotation, cellular component: membrane; cytoplasm; cytosol. Gene Ontology annotation, molecular function: protein binding; Rho GDP-dissociation inhibitor activity. Bases 129 to 743 code for a protein of 204 amino acids. The transcript has 6 exons.